Messenger RNA from Paramecium octaurelia, 471 nucleotides. NCBI's taxonomy places the organism in Eukaryota, Ciliophora, Oligohymenophorea, Peniculida, Parameciidae. The record is from the annotation of a GenBank genome assembly.
AUGAAUUUUAAACCUGAUUUACAAGGAUGGUAAGAUUAUGUUCAAACUCCAAAUACUAAUUAGUUAAAAUUAUUAAGUGAUUCACUUAACAACUACUAAGAAUAACCUAAACCUAAUAUGAAUCCCUUCAACAAUAAUUGGGUUAAGAAAUGCAUUACACAACAAUCUUAAUCUCCAAAAUAAAGGUAGCUUUAAAGAUCCCCAUUUGCUGAAUAUCGCAAGCAAUUCAAUAUAAGGAGAUAAGCGUCGCCCCUCUUCAGAGAACAUCAGUUUAAUUUUAGUUAAGACAACAAACAAGAAUUCUAUAGAAAUUUUAAUAACUCUCAUCAACAUAAAAAUCAAAAAUAAAGUCUAGUCUUUCAAAAUAUGCAAAGAUCUUAAAGACAACAAUUAAGAACAAAAUUAAUGAUGAUAUCCAAAGAUUUAAAUAAUUCUUAAAUUUAUCAUAUUAUUUAAUUAAUAAAUAAAUGA